CAGGGGGACACUCUGUUUUUCAGAAUCGAGCGCUCUCGCUUCAUUGGGAUUUGGGAGCACUAGUUGCCAGCCGGCCGCCGCCGCCGCCGCACAUCAUUUCAACGAGCGAGCCCCUGCCUCUCCUUCUCCCUCGUGGCAUGUUCGCGCACAGCUCCCUCUUGAGGUUUAGCCGGCUCGCUCGAAGGCCUCUGUGCGCCGCUGGCUCCCCGCUCCUCCGCUACCUGCAGGGUUCAGUUGGCCAAAAUAAUUUGCACUCGUUUGCGAUGGAACGCGCACAGGGUGUUUCCGGUAAUGCGGCAAAACACAGGAAAACAAAUUCACCUGUGCAGAGAUGGAGGCCAGUCUCAACAGAAGCAUCUCCCCAGAAAGCUGACCUUGAUGAGAUAUCCAGUUCUGGAAUGAAGCAAGUGUUGGAGACUUCCGUCACUGAUAGUGAGAAUUUGGUCUCGGAUGAAACAACUACUAAUGUUGUUAUUGAAGUAACCACCAAUAAUGCUUCAUCAUCAGAAAAUAGUUCAACUUUUGGUUCCAGUGGAACUAAAGUAGUUAUAAAAGACACUGUGGAGGUUGAUGUUCCUCUUAUGCGUUUUCUGAAAGGAAAGGGUGGAUCUAUCCAGAAGCAGAUUGAACAGGAGACUGGAGUUAAAAUUAUCUUUCCAUCUUCUAAGGAGGAAACACUUGUUGUCCUCGAAGGCCAAAAUGCUGAAAGUAUUAGAAAAGCAUCAGAAAGAAUUGCAAAGGUCCUUGAGGAGGCUGUUCAAAGUCCAAUGCUGGAUUACUCCCAUUUUGUUUCUCUUCCGUUAGCAAUCCACCCAGAUCUUGUUGAGAAGCUGAAUAACUUCCAGAGGUCAAUCCUCGGGGCGUCUUCAUUUAAUGUAGAUAGUGAUAAAGAUGAAAGCUUAAGCGAAGGUUCUGUGGAUGAAACUGAUGAAGUAGAGAGCCCUAGUGUUUCGACCAAGCUGCUAGUCCAAGAAGAGAAGUCUAUCAUGGUGAAAAGGGAUAAUAGGGGCUCCCAACCAGAGUUCGGCAUUGACAAGUCAAUAUUCAUUAAGCCGAAAACGUUUCACCUGACGGUUCUUAUGUUGAAGUUGUGGAACAAGGAUCGUUUAGCUCAGGCUUCUGAUGUCCUCCAGUCAAUAUCUUCCCAAGUAAAUGAAGCUUUGGAAAACCGACCUGUAUCCAUACAACUUAGGGGUCUGACAUGCAUGAAAGGCUCACCAGCUAGGGCCCGGGUCGUAUAUGCUCCAGUACUGGAAGUCGGUGGAGAAGGGCGCCUUGUACAUGCUUGCAAGGUAAUAACUGAAGCCUUCGUCAAAUCAGGCCUAGUUCUUGAAAGGGAUGCCAGACAAGAAUUGAGGUUGCACGCAACCAUAAUGAAUGUGCGCCACAGGAAGAGCAAGAAACGGGAUCGAAGAAACGACUCGAUCGAUGCUCGGAAUAUAUUCAGACAAUACGGGGAACAUGAAUGGGGCGAAUAUCCCAUUCCUGCAGUGCACCUUUCACAGAGGUUCAAGUUCGACGAGAGUGGAUACUACCAUUGCUGUUCCUCGAUUCCCUUGCCCGAGGCGACACAAACAAAGUGAGUUCUGUCAUUCCGUGUGUUUCGACACAAUUAAUGCUGUAUGCAAAACUACUAGCACCUAAAGUCUAUCAAUCUCCCUUAGGACUCGUAUGAUGUUAGUGUUCUGUCAUGGAGUCUUUGUUGGUUUUUGCCGUGUGGUCUGCUUCUGUUGUCCUGAACAUCAUGCAUGCUGAGAGCUGGUGGAUGUGCCAUCGCUAGUUCUCUGCACUUUCCAGAUCUUGUAUCAAUCUGUGUCUCGUUUAUUUCUGAA
Messenger RNA from Brachypodium distachyon (stiff brome), 1832 nucleotides. RefSeq names its product activating signal cointegrator 1 complex subunit 1. The coding region runs from base 138 to 1583 and encodes 481 amino acids. NCBI's taxonomy places the organism in Eukaryota, Viridiplantae, Streptophyta, Magnoliopsida, Poales, Poaceae. The transcript is spliced from 14 exons. The record is from RefSeq and is a predicted model, not a curated record. Gene Ontology annotation, cellular component: nucleus. Gene Ontology annotation, molecular function: RNA binding. Gene Ontology annotation, biological process: regulation of DNA-templated transcription; DNA alkylation repair.